This is a messenger RNA of Aphanomyces astaci, 1618 nucleotides long. RefSeq lists its product as hypothetical. The coding region runs from base 18 to 1514 and encodes 498 amino acids. The record is from RefSeq and is a predicted model, not a curated record. Lineage: Eukaryota; Oomycota; Saprolegniomycetes; Saprolegniales; Verrucalvaceae. Gene Ontology annotation, molecular function: acyltransferase activity. Gene Ontology annotation, cellular component: membrane. Gene Ontology annotation, biological process: lipid modification. The transcript has 3 exons.
CAUUGCUCCAACUCACCAUGAUGGAGCAAGUGGUGGGAGCUGUGGAUGCAGUGGCCGUGGCGCUGUGCCCUUUUGGCUUUGAGUACCUUCACAGCCAAGUGGCAGUUCUGUCUGAGAGUGUCGGGUUUGCCCCAGACCAACUGCGUUACUGCUUGUCGCUGUUUGCCGCGUAUCCGCUGGCGUUGGUCUUUCGGCUGUUGCCCGUUGGCUUGAAGCACUGGUUCUCGUUUGUCGUGGGAGUACUCAUGGCCCAAUUCGUGCUGGGCUCGCAAUGGAUCCACUCGCUCAUCACAUCCACAGUCACAUACGCCAUCGUCGCCGCCGCGCCUUCCGCGUACUCGCCUCAGCUUGUGUUUGCCUUCAACAUGUCGUACAUGUCGGCCUCCCAUUUGUACCGCAUUUACGUCGACUACCUUGGCUGGAGCCUCGACUUUACUGGCCCUCAGAUGCUCCUGGUGAUCAAACUCACGUCGUUUGCAUACAACUGCUACGACGGCACCGAUGCCAAGCUGACCACCAACCCCACCAACUCUCAACUAGCUAAGGUGUACGCCAGUCGCCGCAGCUUGGCCAUCUCCGCGUUGCCGUCGCUCGUUGAAUUCUACGGCUACGCGUACUGCUUUACCACGUUUUUGGCCGGCCCAGCGUUCGAGUACCGGGAAUACAUUGACGCCGUCACGUGUCGCCACUUCAAACCCUCGGCGAUGACCACAACUUCUUGUUUUGUCAGUGCCUUGUCCAAACUCGUGCUCGGCCUCGGUUGUAUGGCGGCCAUGGCGACUUUUGGCAGCUCGUUCAACCUGCACACGACAUUGCACGCGACCUUUCCCACCGUGUUCCACCAAUGGGGAGCCAUUUACAUUGCUCUGCUGGUCACUCGAUGCAAGUACUACUUUGCAUGGAAGGUGGCUGAAGGCAGUACCGUGCUGAGUGGGUUUGGCUUUGAAGGGUUCACCAAGGACGGCCAUGUCAAGGGCUGGAAUGCCGUGUCGAAUGUGGACAUUUUGGGCUUUGAGUUUGGCCAGAGCAUUCGUGACUUGUCUCGGGCGUGGAACAAAGGCACUCAGGCGUGGCUCCAGCGCUACGUGUACGAGCGAAUGGGCAACUCCCUGCUCGCCACGUACUUUGUCUCUGCGAUCUGGCACGGGUUUUACCCUGGCUACUACCUCUUCUUCCUCUCGGGUACACUAACUACAUACUCGUUCAGGCACUAUAUAUAUAUACUAACUAACCUGGGGACAGUGCCGUUGCCCACGGCAGUGAACCGGCUCGCCCGCAGCGUCCUAAGGCCGUACGUGCUCGAAAGCAAGACGAACAAGACGCUGUACGACAUCGUGGGCACUUUGGCGACCGCGCUGACCAUCAACUACUUGGCGGUGGCGUUUGUAUCUCUGUCGUGGGAAGAGUCUGUGUUUGGCUGGAAAUCGCUGGCUUUUGUGGGCCACGUUGGGCUCGUGGCUGCCUACAUCGCGCUGAGUGUCCUGCCGCGCAAAAAGGUGGCCAAAGCUGCAUAGAAUCUCCAUGUAAACAUAGCCACAAAUCAUAGACAAACUCCGUCGAUAUCCAUCCAUAUUGAAGUUCAUGGACACGUCAUAUGAUUUGCUCCAGCCAAUCAAAC